Paramisgurnus dabryanus is the source of this 5312-nucleotide messenger RNA. It is a transcript of the gene stard5, whose product is annotated as StAR related lipid transfer domain containing 5. NCBI's taxonomy places the organism in Eukaryota, Metazoa, Chordata, Actinopteri, Cypriniformes, Cobitidae. Gene Ontology annotation, molecular function: cholesterol binding; cholesterol transfer activity. Gene Ontology annotation, biological process: cholesterol import. The record is from RefSeq and is a predicted model, not a curated record.
CCAUUUUUCUGACACGUAACACAGUCAGGAAGUGAUCUUUUGCCGAUUUUUAUGUCUUUUAAACUAUCCGACGACACAUUUACUGCAUGUUUUUAAACCCGUUUUGAUCGUGUGUAGAUAACUGAGGUAUUUUGUACUUUACUUAAAUACGGUAUCUAUAAUUUAGUGUCGUCGCCUGUAUGUCACGAUGGUUAACUGUUAACUCAUCAUUUUUAACUAAUGAAUGAACUGGACACAUUACAUCCGCAACAAACUCUUUCACGCGAGUUGUACCCAUACUUUAUGCCAAAUUAGACGUAUUAACGUAUCGACGGAUAAUCGAUUUUAUUUUAACCUUUAUGUGUGAAAGGUUACAGCCGGUCGCGCGCGAUAUAAAGCUUGAAUACAUAUGCUGUUAAGGGUCAAAUAAAAUAAAAUUGUAUUUAUUUAACCAUCAUGGAUUAUGUAAACACCGCCAGAUCAGUCGAAGAUCGUCUCUUGUGCUACAGAAAAGACGAAUCGGGAUGGAAAAUAUGCAAGAAAACUAAUGAUGUUGUGGUGUGUUGGAGACCUUCUUGUGAAUUUUCAGGAUACGUGUAUAAGGGAGAAGGGAUUGUCAAUGCCAGUCCGGAAAAAGUGUGGGACUGCUUGAAACCAGAAAUCAAUGGUUUUCGUGUAAAAUGGGACAGUAAUCUUAAAAAGUUUGAGCUAGUUGAGCAGGUGUCUGCGGACGUUAGAAUCUGUCGAACUGUCACGCCGUCGGCUGCCAUGGGCAUUAUAUCACCUCGAGACUUUGUUGAUGUCGUUUCUAUCAAACGUUAUGAAGAUGGCACAGUUUCAUCAAAUGCUACAAACGUAUGCCAUCCCAACUGUCCUCCGCAGCCGGGGUACGUCAGAGGCUUUAAUCACCCGUGUGGCUGUUUUUGUGUUCCAGUUCCUGGGGAACCUGGCAAAACCCAGCUGUUCAGUUUCUUUCAGACCGAUCUUGGAGGUUUGCUCCCUCGCUCGGUUGUUGAUUCAUUUUUCCCCAGUAGUAUGGUGGAGUUUUACAACAACCUGAGCAAAGCGCUAAAAACUUUAAAAUAACACAGGCUACACUUAUGAUCACCCUUUAAACAUAAAUUAGACUCUUUUAUCAAUUCAACGCACUUUGCAUUUAAUCAUGCUUUAGUGAAAUUAGAUUUUCGAUUCGUCCAAUAGCCUAAAUGUUUAAAACAUUGUUUUGUAGGGAAUAAUAGAAAGUUUCGUUUACCAUUCAACUCGUAAUCUAAAACUUAGAGAUUAAUGCAAUGCACAAAUAUUUAUCCACUUCAGUGGGUUUGCAAGCCUCACAAAUCCAUAUCCUCACUUUCUGCCGCAAUUCAGGAGUGUCGGACGGUAACUCUACAGUGAUCAUAGCCUUUGAACCUAUAAUGCUUGCUAUAGGCAGCACACUAGGUUUUGGGAAAGAGGCGAGCCAGUAUUUUACAAGAGCCAUAUCUUGAAUUUCAGGUACAUUCAAUGCAGUUGUCUUUUGAAGGGCACCUAUUAUGCCCAUUUUUACAAGUCUCAGGUGUGCCCAGAAUGUGAAGUGUGAAGGUUUAGCUCAAAAUACCCCGCAGAUCAUUUGUUAUAUCAUGUCAUAAAUGUCUCUAUUUGGGUGGGAGCAAUACGUGCUGUUUUCAUGUCUGUACCUUUAAAUGCAAAUGAGCUACAACUCCUCACUACUUAACCAACAGACAGUGAGCGCUUUCAGUUAAAAUAGAUCUGAUACCUGUGAAGACAAUACUACCUAACUAACUUGAAAAGGGUGGAAACUGAUAAUGCAGGACUGUCAGUCAGUGGCUGUGGGCGGGGCUUUAUCAGUGUGACCUCACAUUGAUAAGCGAAUCAAAACUGCAUGUCUAAUAAGAGUGAUUAAAAAGAGUGGAUGUUUUUUUAUUGUAGAGUGGUUGUGUUCACACACUGCCAACACACAUUUAUGUCCAAACACCUUGUAAAAGUGGAUUUUGCAUAAUAGGUGCCCUUUAAGAUUAUAAUGCAUACUUUUAGUAUUGUCACAGAUCUUUUAAGAAUUCCAGUUGCUUUAAGGUUUACACUAAAUAUUUGAUGUACUGUAUGUUCAAGACUGACAAAAUGGACCAGAACAAUCAUGACAAGAAUUCUGAAAUGAGAAUUCGUAAUUUUAGGAAUUUAAAAUAAGAAAACAACAUAUGUUUAUAUGUUAAUCUAAAUAAUCCAAUUCAAAUUCCAGUAGACCAUUCAAUUUGAAUUAUCAUUAAAUGACUUGAAGAGCUUAAAUGCAAAACCCUCUAAAGGCCGAAGUAUGGUCAAUUUUUUUAAAAAGCUCACAAGGGUCCACGUACGGUGCGAGUGACAGAUUGUUGAAACAUUCACGCAUCGCUCACACAUGCGCUUACAGGAUAAUGUAAUAUAGCCCAAGAGAGGCACUACGUUUUGUUGAAAAUGUGCAUCUGUGUACAUUUAAAAAACAAACUAUACUCCAGUCUGACAUGUUUUCUUGUAAAAAAGCAUUUUUUAAUCUCUAAAGGGGAUCGCACACUGGCCGCGCAGCUCAGCGUCGCGCCGCGUCGCGUCGCGUCUAGGACAACUCGGAGGUAUUGUAAACCGGAAGUGCACAUUAAAUAGUGCGAGCUUCGUCAGAUAGCGUCUACUUCAAAAUGCAAAAUAUACGUUAGCAGCCAAUGUUAAUCGUUAAUGAUUUGGGACAAAUAUGAUGUUAUUUAAUGUUAAACUAUGUGAGUGGCGCUGUGUGGCGCGACAGGGAUUUAAGCAAUUUCCUGAGUUACAGCUGGGCGGCGCGAACAGGCGCCACCUGGCGGUGCCGGUGUGCGUAUACUCAUAGAAAACAAUGUGUUCGAUUUUUUUUUUUAGAACGGCGCGGCCGGUGUGCGAUCCCCUUUAGGGUCAGUUUCCCAGACAGGGUUUAGAUUAAUCCAGGACUAGGCCAUAAUUAUAUUAGGAUGUUUAACUCUUCGCUGCCAGCCAGCGCCAGCCCCAAAAAAGUUGCCAGCCGGCACCAGCAUCUUUCAUGAUUUUCACAAAAGUUUAAUGCCUUCCAGAAAAUGUUCUUCUUUAAAUAUAUAAACAUACAAUAUAUCAAAUGAAAGGACCGACCCUCUGCUUUUAAACGAAAGAAAAAAAACAUCCUACCUUCAUCAUUUCUCUUGUAAUCACCUCUCAAAUAUACAUAGGUUUCUUAAAAACACCAAAAUUUUAAGCAAAAAGCUGAGAUAAUUCCAUUUUUGUGUAGGGGUGCCAAAAACGCGAUAUUUGCGCGUAGUUGGACGCUUGAACAUUUGAGUUCACUCGCUUUAUUUGUACAUGAAUGCGCGCGUGAAAUUGUAGUCAUUCGAUGAAAUUCACACGGACAUUUGCGUCAUGGGAGGGGCCACUCCGCUCGCUUCCUGUAAUCACGUCACUACUACAGAAAGGUCCUGAUUGGUUAACGCGGCACGGAAAUCCGCCGAAGUUCAGAUUUUUCAACGCUUCGCACCUUCCGCAGGAAAAUAAUCCGCGUGUAAUCGCAUCUUUGCAUUGACUUAACAUGUAAAUCACCCGCGCUUGCCGCCUCUACCGCGGCUGGUGUAAACGCAGCAUUACACGUGAGGCGUUACUUCCAGAUUGCGUAAGUUGCAGAAGAGCACCGCCCGGUGGAUAAUAGCGGAAUUGCUGAAAGCCCGAAAUACUCGACAUUAGGGGUGUGCCGGUUUCAGAAUUGGUGAUGACGAGAGUUGAAAUCAGGUCAACUUUAUGGUAAUAAGCUAUUGCGGGGUGGAAACGUUCGGCGGGAACCAAUCGGAAGUGGAAAUCUCCGCUUGAGAGGAUUCCAGAGAAUGCACUCGAGUCAAGUGUCAGAGCGUCCACUGUAUUUUUUCGAUAGCGUCGUUUGGCAGGGCAUCCAACGACGCCUCUGGCGCUCUCGCCUCGGGCGGUGUGAACGCACAGUUAGGGGCCAGUCACGGCAAAGCGUUUAUGGCAGUUGCAGGCACCUUUUUUUGAAUUAUAUUCUAUGAGCAUGGAGCGUUUGUGCGCUGUUUAUGCGCGCUGAGCGUCUUGCGGUUUUUGAAAGUUUUUGCUAAUAUGACAGUUAACAGCAAAAGAGCGCUCACGCUUCAAUAUUUGAUUGACAAGACAGCUGACUCGGUGGUUGCUUAGCAAUAUAAAAAGCUGCGUUUUUAAAAAAAGGCAGUGCGUCGCGCCUUGCGUUUCGAAGCGUUUAAAGCGCAGUUGGUGUGAUUAGCCCCCAAGACUCUUAAUGGAUUCUGCCAACAAAGCAUUAUUUCUGAAUUGCCUGAUGCCUGCAUUAAGCGGAUUUGAAGCAUUAGAAUCAAAUAACGUACUGAUGAACGUAUACGUGUCGAAAGCAUUCAGUUAAUAUCAUUUUGCAUCUGAGCUCUUCAAUUUUAAGAUGAACAAUUUUCUCCAAUGCUGCUAAAGGGAAAGUUUUAAAACAUUCCAAAAAGCAAGAAACGUAGAUGUCCCUGUCUGAAUUGCUUAGUCAGUCUAAAUUGCAAAAGGGACUCUGUUUAUACCCGUGACCUCAGUAAAUAGGGCGUGUGGCCGUUUUUUUUGUGUGUUUUCUUUUUGCUGACUGUGAUCUCUAAUAACCGUUUAGGCCAAGUGUGUGUGUUUGUGUAACCAAUGUGUACUGUGUAUUUUAUUGCCUGUAUGAUGUUAGAUGAAAAACUGUCAAUGCAUGUCCAUUACAUGGAGAUAUGUCAUAUACAAAAGAGCAUUUUGCAAGCAUUUUGGGGAUCUAAUGUAUAUCGCCUUUGUUCUGGUUUGGUAGCACUGGCCUAGUUCUGUACGUAUAUUUUCGAAACAUUAUUUUAAUAAUGCAUAGAUUUAUUGUCCAUUACAAGUGAGAGAGUUGUUUGUCAAUUUGCCUUUUUAUCAAAAUUAGGGUUUUUGAUUAUUCAAGUGUUUUAUUGUUUACUCCUUUUAUUUCCAUAAUCUGACAUAUUUCCAAUUUAAAAAAAUAAUAAGAUUUUGAUUAUGAAGAAUAUAUAGCAUGGCUUAAAUUUUUAAUUAUUAUGAUGGUAAAAGUUAUUCCAAGUAUGUUAAAGGGAAAGACACUUUAAAGAAAAUUGUAUUAUAUUUACAUAAGCUAAAUAUGUUUUAAGCUCUGUGUUGUUUGUUUAAUGUCCAUUUAACAUUGAUUUCAUCUGUUGCACAACUGUAAAGCCUGUAUAAUGAUUCUCCUUAUAGAUUCUGAUUCGUCUGUAUUGUUAUUAAAAACAAUAUUGAUGACCAAAUUGUGUAUCAGCCUGUAAUUGUAUUUGCUUGAAUACACACAUAUGAAUGUACACAUGUGACCCUGGACCUCCAUA